Alligator mississippiensis (American alligator) is the source of this 6320-nucleotide messenger RNA. RefSeq names its product EPH receptor A4 (gene EPHA4). Gene Ontology annotation, biological process: protein phosphorylation; axon guidance; cell surface receptor protein tyrosine kinase signaling pathway. The transcript is spliced from 18 exons. NCBI's taxonomy places the organism in Eukaryota, Metazoa, Chordata, Crocodylia, Alligatoridae. The record is from RefSeq and is a predicted model, not a curated record. Gene Ontology annotation, molecular function: transmembrane-ephrin receptor activity; protein binding; ATP binding. Gene Ontology annotation, cellular component: plasma membrane; neuron projection. Bases 91 to 3054 code for a protein of 987 amino acids.
UCUACAGCGCGGCGCUGCCCAUGUGAGCAGUGAUUCCGCUGGGAGCGCGGCGGUCUGAGCGCGGGCGGGCGCGGGCAGCGGCGGAGGAGCAUGGCCGGGGCGGCGGUGCGCUGCGCCCUCUUCUCGCUGCUCUUCGGGACGUGUUACGGCGUCACCGGCUCGCGGGUCUACCCCGCCAAUGAAGUUACCCUGUUGGAUUCCAGAUCAGUUCAGGGAGAACUCGGGUGGAUAGCGAGUCCUUUGGAAGGAGGGUGGGAGGAAGUAAGCAUUAUGGAUGAGAAAAACACUCCAAUCCGCACCUAUCAAGUCUGCAAUGUGAUGGAGCCCAGUCAGAACAAUUGGUUACGAACUGAUUGGAUUCCCCGUGAGGGGGCUCAGCGGGUAUAUAUUGAAAUUAAGUUCACACUAAGAGACUGCAAUAGCCUGCCAGGUGUCAUGGGAACAUGCAAAGAGACUUUUAACCUCUACUACUAUGAAUCUAACAAUGAUAAGGAACGUUUUAUCCGAGAAAGCCAGUUUGCCAAGAUUGAUACUAUUGCAGCUGAUGAAAGUUUCACCCAGGUGGACAUCGGUGACCGGAUCAUGAAGCUGAACACGGAAAUCCGUGAUGUGGGGCCACUAAGCAAAAAAGGGUUUUACCUGGCUUUUCAGGAUGUAGGUGCUUGCAUUGCUUUGGUGUCUGUUCGUGUUUUUUACAAGAAGUGUCCAUUGACAGUUCGCAACCUGGCUCAGUUUCCGGACACCAUCACUGGGGCUGAUACAUCCUCUCUGGUAGAGGUUCGUGGUUCCUGUGUCAACAACUCAGAAGAGAAGGAUGUGCCAAAAAUGUACUGUGGGGCAGAUGGUGAAUGGCUGGUACCCAUUGGCAACUGUCUGUGCAAUGCUGGGUAUGAAGAGCGCAAUGGGGAAUGCCAAGCUUGCAAAAUUGGAUACUACAAGGCUCUCUCAACGGAUGUUGCCUGUGCCAAAUGCCCACCCCAUAGCUACUCCAUCUGGGAAGGCUCUACCUCCUGCACCUGUGAUCGGGGCUUUUUCCGAGCGGAAAAUGAUGCUGCCUCCAUGCCCUGUACUCGCCCUCCAUCUUCUCCCCAGAACUUGAUUUCCAAUGUCAAUGAGACAUCAGUGAACUUGGAGUGGAGCCCCCCUCAGAACAAAGGUGGCCGUGAAGACAUCUCCUACAAUGUAGUGUGCAAGAGAUGUGGUGCCAAUGACCUUAACCGCUGUCGGUCAUGUGGCAGUGGUGUGCACUUCAGCCCCCAGCAGAAUGGCUUAAAAACCACAAAGGUCUCUAUUACUGACCUUCUGGCACACACUAACUACACCUUUGAAGUUUGGGCAGUGAAUGGAGUAUCCAAGCAAAAUCCCAGCCAGGACCAGGCUGUUUCAGUCACUGUGACAACCAACCAAGCAGCUCCGUCUCCGAUUGCUUUGAUACAAGCUAAGGAAAUAACAAGGCAUAGUGUUGCAUUGGCGUGGCUGGAACCUGACAGGCCAAAUGGAGUCAUUUUGGAAUAUGAGGUCAAAUACUAUGAGAAGGACCAAAAUGAGCGCAGCUAUCGCAUUGUGAAAACAGCUACUAGGAACACAGACAUCAAAGGCCUGAACCCUUUGACUUCAUAUGUGUUCCAUGUUCGGGCCAGGACAGCAGCAGGAUAUGGGGACUUCAGCGGACCAUUUGAAUUCACCACUAACACAGUUCCUUCCCCCAUCAUUGGCGAUGGUACCAAUCCCACAGUUCUUCUGGUCUCAGUGGCUGGCAGUGUUGUUCUUGUAGUCAUUCUCAUUGCUGCCUUUGUCAUCAGCAGGAGACGCAGUAAGUACAGUAAAGCUAAGCAAGAGGCAGAUGAGGAGAAACAUCUGAAUCAAGGUGUUAGAACAUAUGUGGAUCCUUUCACAUAUGAGGAUCCAAACCAAGCUGUGCGGGAAUUUGCCAAAGAAAUUGAUGCCUCCUGUAUAAAGAUUGAAAAAGUCAUAGGUGUGGGUGAAUUUGGUGAGGUAUGCAGUGGACGUCUCAAAGUGCCAGGAAAAAGAGAGAUCUGUGUUGCUAUCAAGACUCUAAAAGCUGGCUACACUGAUAAACAAAGGAGGGACUUCCUGAGUGAGGCCAGCAUCAUGGGACAGUUUGACCACCCCAACAUCAUCCACUUGGAAGGUGUUGUUACCAAAUGUAAACCGGUAAUGAUCAUAACUGAGUACAUGGAAAAUGGCUCCUUGGAUGCCUUCCUCAGGAAGAACGAUGGCAGAUUUACAGUAAUCCAGUUGGUAGGGAUGCUACGUGGCAUUGGCUCUGGAAUGAAGUAUCUGUCUGACAUGAGUUAUGUGCAUCGGGAUCUAGCUGCCCGAAAUAUACUAGUCAACAGCAACUUGGUUUGCAAAGUAUCUGAUUUUGGCAUGUCUCGUGUCCUGGAAGAUGAUCCUGAAGCAGCUUAUACCACACGGGGUGGCAAGAUUCCCAUCAGGUGGACUGCACCAGAAGCAAUUGCCUACCGUAAAUUUACAUCAGCUAGUGAUGUGUGGAGCUAUGGCAUUGUAAUGUGGGAAGUGAUGUCAUAUGGAGAAAGACCUUACUGGGAUAUGUCCAAUCAAGAUGUUAUUAAAGCUAUUGAAGAAGGGUAUCGACUGCCACCCCCAAUGGAUUGCCCCAUCGCUCUCCAUCAGCUGAUGCUGGACUGUUGGCAGAAGGAACGUAGUGACAGGCCUAAAUUUGGACAGAUCGUCAACAUGCUGGACAAACUCAUCCGCAACCCCAACAGCUUGAAGAGGACAGGCGCAGAGAGCUCCAGGCCCAACACUGCUCUUUUGGAUCCAAGUUCUCCAGAAUUCUCAGCUGUCGUUUCUGUUGGUGAUUGGCUCCAAGCCAUUAAAAUGGAGCGAUACAAGGAUAAUUUCACAGCUGCUGGCUAUACCACCCUAGAGGCUGUGGUGCAUAUGAACCAGGAUGACCUAGCAAGAAUUGGGAUUACUGCUAUUGCGCAUCAGAACAAGCUUUUGAACAGCGUCCAAGCAAUGCGGACCCAAAUGCAACAGAUGCACGGCAGAAUGGUUCCCGUCUGAGCCAGUACUGAAUAAACUCAAACUCUUGAAAUUAGUUUACCUCAUCCAUGCACUUUAAUUGAAGAACUGCACUUUUUUUACUUCGUCUCCUCGCCAGUUGAAAUAAGGAACUGCAGUGUUGCUUGAUGUACAGAUUUGCCGGAACUCUGGGGGGGAGCCUAUGGAAAUGACAAGCUGUCAUUUUAAACCAGACCUGGAACAAAUUGUUUCUUGGAACAUACUUCUCUGUUGUUCAACGAUAUGUAAAAUACAUGUAUCUAUAUAAAUAUAACAUCACAUUCAAGUUUUGAUGCUGUGUUUGCUGCCAGAUACUGUGCUUAGAUAAAAUUAACUCUUUCCUCAAUGACCCUUAGGAUUACAACAGUAGUAUUUUAUUUGUGGGCUGUACCACAGUUGUGCAUCUUUUACUGGAAUGAAGAAUCUGUCCCAGGAUGUUUUCUGCAGAUUCAGUGUUUUACCCAUACCAUGCAGAAACCUAAGUGAGAGUAUCAUUUGGCUGAUCAGUGCCUCUCAGUCAGUGACUUACCCGUGUAUGGGCUGAUUCAGGAAACAGCCCACCUCGUGGAUUACUGGGCAGAACUGGACUUCUGGAGGGAUUGGUUUUGGCUGUUGUUGUGCCAUACUGUAUCCUACCCUAUAAGUCUUUUGUGACCAACUUGCUGACAGUCAGCUGUGACAAUCUUGGCUGUGGAACUUUCAGGCUUUUUCCCCUUCCAAGGAGCAAUCACUUUUGUCACAUUGAAAAGGGAAAAGAGGUUCUGCUUCCAAUAGCCCUUCCUAUUGAUCAUAUUGACCAUGGAAGAACAUAAAGACCAGCCUUGAAGCCUUCCAGAUUCCACAAGCACAGCUUCAACAGCACUGAUUCUGGGGAACACAGACACUGAAUAAGCAACAUCAGUCCCUGGAGAGUGUGACUCUUAAUUUUAUUUUUUUUUUUCUUUUGGCAUUGAAACAAUACAAAAUGAUGCUAAGAUUCAGCGUCUGUUCUCCAGUUGUCACUUGAAGAAUGUACUGUAUCAAAGCCCUGCAGACUUCUUUUUUUUUUUCCUUCUCUUCCUUCUGAUGGUUUUAUUUAUAUAUUUUGAAGGUUUUUUUUCCCUCUGUACGUCAUUGAUGCAUCCUGUAUAAGUGCAAGUGACCGAGCUCUACAGGUAUUAAUUACUAUGGACACCAGGUCAGGUGCCACAACACAGAACCCAGUUCACAUGAGCUGCCUGUAUAUGUUGAUGAAGUGACAUUUUACACAAAAUGUGCCACUGCAGUGAUAUAAAUAUAUUUUUCCCUAGAAUGGAUAAUGAACUUAUCUCUUCUGAAUUGUGUGUGUGUGUGUUCGCGUGUGUGUGUUUGCGUGUAUGUCACCUUAAGUAGAACUUCCUGUGAAAGUGCCGAAAGCAUCUCUGGGACCUUUGGAUUCCAUUCAUUCCUAGCUGAAGAGUUAUAUGAGAGAGCAGGCCUAUAGCUGGUGUCUGCAGUGGUAGUAAGAAAUCACAAAAAUGUUUACAUUUCUGUAUUUGUAAAUGUCUUUUGUAGCUGCCACACUAACCUUAAUGACUAGUCCGGCAGCCUGGAACAGGGGCAUUUUCACUUUAGUUGUGGAGGGAUAAAUUAUAUGAUCCAUAAGGGCAAUUAAAAGAUUUCCAUCAAUAUCACUUAUUCUUAUCAAAGCCUGUUCAAAACCACCAGUUUCUUGAUGAGAAGAUAAGGAAGCUGAUGCCUCUUUCUAUCUGUUGGUAACCCUGAACUGAACUCUUAAGUAGCCUUUCUUUUCUGCAAAUAGGAUUUUAAAGACUUGUUGAAUGAGAAAAAAUAUAUGCAAUUCUUAUCCAUUCAUAGAAUCACAUUGUUCAUUAUACCAGCUGGGAGAAGGUAGUGUCCUGUAGCUGGCAGUGAAACACUUUGUUUUCUCCCAGCAUGAUCAUGGAACAAAAAAUGUGAGGGACAUUUAAGAUUACAGUGAUAAGCAAAAGGGUUGGAAAGUUAGUCAUGUUCCUCGAAUCUGUAACUAAAGGCUAGGAGAAUUGAUGUAGAAGCUAAUUGUUAUGGCUCAAGAAAUAGGCUAACAACCUACCAGUACUACCUAGAAAAAAUUAUUGAGUUUCAAAAAUUCACUGUAAAAUAUUCAUGAAGUUGAGUUGUAUGCUAGGCUCUGGGGAAAGUGCUGCCAUUCCACAUUUUGAACUGAGCAGCUGAUAUGCUCAACCCUCCUUCUGGUUGUAAAGAACUGAUGAUGUCUACUGAGGUGGCAGUACAGCACAGCAAACUAUAACAGGACAAAUGAUCAGUCAAACAUACUUGGGGCGUGGGGGGCGGGGGAGAUGGAUGAGCCACGUUAAAAGAAUGUGCAACAUUCAGUGGAGCAAACAGUGGUGUCUCCAGCUUUUUUCUAUUUCCUGCUCCUUUCCUGGCUAUUUUUAAUUCAUUAUUAAUAAGUAUAGUUGGUCUCAUGAACAAAAAAAUAAAAGUCAAUAUAGUGGGGAGGGAAGGGUGGGGCAAGUUAAUGUAGCCAUGCUGAAGGCAGAAACCAGACAGAACUAGUAGGGAGCCAGGAGGCAGGAGCUGUGUUGCAAACCCAGCAGAUGCACAUUGCUGUCAAGUGGUACAAAUGGAGCUGGGUUAGAAUAUAAAUUACUACAGAGUUUGCUUCCAUUUUAUCCUCAUUACAGAAGAUGUCAUCAACAGGACUCUGACAUGAAAGCCUCUGUUUAAGAAGACAUUGUUCUGCUCACCACACCACCGAUUGAUGUUUGUCCAGGUUUCUUGCUGUACUAACUUUGUGAUGGAUCUAUGUACUAAAAAUAUAUAUGUAUAGAAAACAAAAGGCUGGUUUUCAACCAGUAAACAGGACUUAAAAAGCAGUAUUUUAUUUUAUGUGACAUUUUCAUAACCAGAAAAAAACAUUCUGAAAUACUAAUCAGACAAAUAAAAAGAGAGUGCAUUUAUUUUUUUGUAUCACUGCAAGUAUGUUGGAAUACACAAGGACUGUGGUUAAAAUUAGAAUGUAUGAGGCAUAUUAUAAUUUAGUUCAUACUGAAAAAAAAUUCUAACAGAGCAUUUCUUGAGUCAUGCAUUUGAAUGAUCUCUGGGUUAGACAUAUAGAUUUUUCUAUUUUGUUUUAAUUUGUAAUUUUUCCCCUCCAUGAAUUUAGGUACACAUAACUUAUGUCAUUUAUUUAUGGUCUUUUAUACCUAGUUUGUAAAAUUGUAAAAUAGCAAACAAUGCAAAGGUUUGCAUUUGAGAACAAUAAAGUAGUUGCUGUACAAACCUCA